Molecule: messenger RNA, 5320 nt
Organism: Pistacia vera
Lineage: Eukaryota; Viridiplantae; Streptophyta; Magnoliopsida; Sapindales; Anacardiaceae
Product: protein ESSENTIAL FOR POTEXVIRUS ACCUMULATION 1-like
Exons: 11
Coding region: 314-5116 (1600 amino acids)
Molecular function (GO): protein binding
Source: RefSeq, a predicted model, not a curated record
CCCAAACCCUCUUUAGUCUUUACCCUUUUCUUCCUCUCUCUCUCUCUCAAUCUAUCUAAUCCCGUCUAUUCUCUCCCUCUCCCUUCGCUCUUGGACAAAAAAUUCGAAACUCUUUGCAAAAAAAAAAAAGACUUGAACCAUUUAAUACGCACAAAUACAUACAACCUUCCUAUUGAAUCCCGUCUCUUCUCCUUCACUUGUUUUCUCUAUUUGCUUUGUUACUCCUAUCAUUGCCUGCCUCUCUUUCUCUCUCGCUCUGUUUUUUUUUUUUUUUUUGUUGUGUUUCUUCUUUCGAUCGUUAUUACUGUAUUCGAUGGCUGAAGGCAAGUACGAUCCACCCGACGAUCUCCUCUCCUCUAAACCCUCCGAUCGUCCCUGGACUCCAAAAGGGGGUGCAUCAGGGGGAAAUGAGGAUAAGGUCCAUUUGGGGAUACUUGAUGAUUCCAAAGAUCAUUUGACGUCAGAAAGCAGUAUUCCAUUGUCUCCCCAGUGGCUUUAUGCUAAACCAAGUGAAACCAAGAUGGAUGUGCGUGCUCCAACUUCUGUCUCUCUUGGAAACUCCACUGAUUCCAACCUGAAGGAGAGCUGGCGUUUGGAAGGAUCUGAGGACAAAAAGGACUGGAGGAGGAGUGUUACAGAUGGUGACAGUAGCCGCCGCUGGCGUGAAGAGGAAAGAGAAACUGGCUUACUUGGUGGUAGAAGAGAUCGCAGGAAAGUAGACCGUCGUAAUGACAGUGUUUCUUCUAGAGAUACAGCUGACAAUAGAGCUUUAUCGUCUUCUGACCGAUGGCAUGAUGGUAACACACGGCGCGAUAGCAAAUGGUCUUCUAGGUGGGGUCCGGAAGACAAAGAGAAGGAAACCCGAACCGAGAAGAGAACAGAUGUGGAGAAGGAGAAGGAAGAUGCUCACACUGACAAUCAAUCUUUUGUAAGUAGCAACCGCUCAGCUUCCGAGCGUGACACAGAUGCUCGGGAUAAAUGGAGACCUCGCCAUAGAAUGGAUCCUCAUUCUGCUGGUUCUAGUUCAUACCGUGCUGCGCCUGGAUUUGGACUUGAGAGAGGACGAAUGGAGGGUUCAAAUGUGGGGUUUACUAUUGGACGAGGAAGGUCAAAUGUUAUUGGGAGGGCUUCGUCUAUAGGCCCCAUUGGUGCUGCUCAUCCAUACCAAAGUGAAAGUGCCUUAGGGAAAUCUGGCCUCUUAGCUGAAACUUUUUGCUACCCUAGGGGGAAGCUUCUUGACAUUUAUCGUAGGCAAAAGUCUGAUCUAUCUUUUGCUACCAUGCCCAGUGAAAUGGAGGAAUUAUCCCCUAUUACUCAAGGAGCUUUAAUUGAACCAUUGGCUUUUGUUGCCCCUGACAGGGAAGAGGAGGCUGUCCUUGGUGAUAUAUGGAAGGGAAAGAUCACAAAUAGUGGGGUGGUAUUCAACUCACUGAGACAGGGGAGAUCAACUGAUUUUGCCUCAGGUCCUGAAGACUUGGAAUCCACUGAGGGAAAGAAGGGUGUCCUCCCUGCAGAUAUUGAUGAAACUGUUCAGACAUUGCGGGAAGCUGGAAAUGUUGCAUAUCAAUUUGAUGACAAUGGUACCUUGAAGGAUUAUGGUUUACAUGUGACUGUGGCAGACGGAAGAGAGGUUAAUUAUGAAGAACAUAAAUCAGACUUGGAUGGAAGGUUCUCAACUCUCUCAAAAAGCAAUGGUGUUAGCAGUGCCAUAGCCAUUGAUGGUGCUUAUCAUUAUGGUGAAAAUUGGCAAAUGGAGGAUUCAACUUUGAAUAAACAGCCUCAGUUUGAUAACAUUGACUCUGCUGCUUUUGACGUCAGAUCCAAGCUUCCUGAUGAUUCAAGCUCUCUGUUGGAUACAGCAUCAUCUGAGCAAAAACAGGGUAGCAAUAUGCAAGUGUUGGGGAGUAUGGGGAAAGACUUAUCAAGGGGUACUCCACCAGAGCAACAAAUUUUGUACUACAUUGAUCCUCAAGGGGCAACUCAGGGACCAUUUCUUGGUGCAGACAUUCUUUCAUGGUUUGAACAAGGUUUUUUUGGGACAGACUUACCUGUUCGCCUGGCUGAUGCUCCUGAAGGAACACCUUUCCAAAGUUUGGGUGAGGUGUGGCAACAUCUGAAGGAUAAAGAUAGGAAUGUCAGUUCUAACGAUCCAAAUUCUGAGCUGGAAAAAUUUGACUCUUUGGGAGGAAAUUUAGAGGCUGCUUUACCUGUGUCUGCUCCUGUUUCAGCAAUUACAGGUUCAUCCUUGGUAAAUGACAUGAACCAACCUUUGCCUGAGUUUGACAAUCUCUCAACUCAACAUCUGCAGUCAGGAUUAUCAGAGCUUGAAGCUCCUUUACAAUUGCUCCAUUCUGAAGGUCAAAGCAUUCAAGAUUUUGCUGUACAAGAUGAAGAAAUCUUGUUUCCAGGAAGAACAGGGAAUACUGGAUAUCCUAUUGUAAAGUCUUCUGGGAACAUUCAUGAUACUAGUGUCCAGCCCUCUCGUCCAACUGAGUUGAUAGAUUCUGGCAUUGCAAUUCAGAAUGAUAAUAAGUUGCAUCCUUUUGGCUUGCUGUGGUCGGAGCUUGAAGGAACUCACACAAGACCUACAAAUGUGCCGUCUGGUGUGGGAAGGACUGCUCCAUACGGUGCGAUGGCUGAUCCAACUCUUGCUGCAGAGACGCAGUCGGAUAUUUAUAGAAAAAACAUACUUGCUGACCCCAUUGUGUAUCAAGAUCCUAUGGCUGCUCACCAUAUGCGACGCAUGGAACAGGAAUCCAACCAUUUUGAUCUAGCAGAGCAGCUUUUGUCUAAACAAUUGCAGCAACAGCAGCUCCAACAGCGAAAUAUGUUUCCUCAUACACGCCUGAAUGAAUCAGUUUUAGAACAGUUGCCAAAUCAGAAUCUGAUUCAUCAACAACAGUUGGCAAACCAUCCAGCUCCAGAUAUGGAACAUUUCUUGACCCUUCAUCUGCAACAACAGCGUCAGCUUGAACUUCAACAUCAUCAAUUGCAGCAACAGCAGCAGUUUCAUCAACAACAAAAGCUUUUGCAGGAGCGACAGCAAUCACAAGCUCGACAGGUGCUUUUUGAGCGGUUGAUGCAUGGUCAAAUGCCUGAUCCUGCCCUUGGGCACUCACAUAUUGACCCAAUAAGAGCAAACAAUGUUCUCGAUCAGGCUUUAUUAGAGCAACGCCUUUUACAUGAGAUGCAGCAACGGUCUCAUCAUCCUCAAAAGCAUUUUGUUCCAUCUUUAGAUCAGCUUGUGCAAAUGAAAUUGGGUCAGAUGCCACCACAAGAUAAUCAAAGAGAACUGUUUGAGUUAAUGUUACGUGCUCAACAUGGACAAAUGCCAGCGUUGGAGCAUCAGAUUCUUCAGGACCAGAUCCGAGCAAGACAGUUAUCAAUGGGAUUAAGGCAACGAACCAAUGUGCAGGAAGGGAGACAUAUUGAUUCUAUUUGGCCAGCUGAUGAGCCUGAUCAGUUUCUUAGGAAUCUUUCUGGUGCUCACUCCUCAGGGUUUAGCCCACUAGAUAUUUACCAGCAGCAACAGAGGCCACCUCAUGAGGAGCAGCUGGGUCAGCUUGAACGGAAUCCUUCAUUACAAGAGCAGCUGCAGCAAGGAAUUUUUGAGCCUGGCUCACUGUCAUUUGAGCGGUCCUUGUCUUUGCCUGCUGGUGCUUCAGGGAUGAAUUUGAAUGCACUUAAUGCUAUGGCUCAUCAUCAUGGUUUGGAUGUAAAGGAGUUGAGCUCACGUAUGCAAUCUGCUGGUCAUGCAGGGACAUUUCCUUCUGGCAUUCACCCUCAUAAUCUUCACCACCCUUUAGCCUUGAACCAGUUCAAUGCUUCACAUUUGGAUGCAGUGGAGGGUCGCUGGGCUGAAAACAAUGGGCAGCUUGCGAAUGAGUGGGUAGAAUCUCGAAUACAACAGUUGCACAUUAAUGCGGAUCGGCAGAGAAGGGAGGCAGAAGUUAAAAUGGAUUCUGAAGAUCCAAGUUUAUGGAUGUCAGAUAGGUCCCAUGAUGACAAGUCAAGGCAAUUGUUGAUGGAGUUGCUCCACAAGAGAUCAGGUCAUCACCCUGCUGAGUCAUUGGACAUGAAUAUGAAUGUUGUACCCUUUGGAAGGAGUUCACCAUCUGGAAUCUACUCUGGGUCAAGCUCUUCCAAUCACCCGUUCAGUAUUCAUUCAGACCGAGAAGCUGGUCCAAACAAUUCAUUUACCGUAGGAUCUUAUGGUUCUAAUUCAUCUGACCCACAGCAGGUAUAUGUAGCUGACAAGCAGGCUAACAGUUUUGAUAGCAGUGAGAAAUUAUGGUUAAGACCUGAAUCCGGAGCAUUCUCCGAGGGAGAGCCAUUCUUGUCUGUUGUGAAUGAAGGUGCUCAGGUAAUUUACACUGAUUCUAACAUGAUUGGUCAGUCUUCUGUAAACAAAGAGUUUUCCAAUGUGGAUGCAAGGAAGCAUGGGUCCAAAAGUGAAGAUAUGAUUAAGGGUUCCGUUUUUGAAGUUCAAGAUGGAAUGGCCAAGCAAGCAGGUUUGGCUACUUUAGAUCGGGUGGAUAUUCCAACUAAUCCUCUUAACAGACAUAAUUCACAUGUUGCAGGUAAUUUUCUUCUCCUUUAUGAUACAGGUUUUUAUGAUUCUUUCAACGAAGAUAUUUCCAAGGAUAAGGUGCUAGUAGCAUCCAGGAUUCAAGAAAAUAUUUUGCUGAGACGUCCACCAGUCUCACGUGCUUCAUCAUCCCAGGAAGGAUUAUCUGAUCUCACCCCUAAUCCAGCUAUCAGAGGAAAAGUUUCGUCUAGUACGGAUGGGAGGCAAGAUCCCGGGGGAAAUCCUGUAAGCCAAGGUUCAGACAUAACUUCUGGGAAAAAAGAAAUGAGGUUUCGCCGCACCUCAUCCUGCAGUGAUGCUGAUGUUUCAGAGCCGUCAUUUAUAGACAUGUUGAAGAGUAAUACAAAGAAAAAUGUUGCGCCAGACGCCCACGCGGCAAUGGGGAUGACAGAUCCAGAUGGGACACAAGGUGGUCGAAGUGGUAAAAAGAAAGGAAAGAAAGGGAGGCAAAUCGAUCCUGCUCUCUUGGGUUUUAAAGUUACAAGUAAUCGCAUCAUGAUGGGUGAAAUCCAGCGCUUAGAUGAUUAGCCCAAAUAAUUUUGUAGUCUCCAUGUAAUGCCCCUUUUCUUAGUUGUAUAGGUUGAGAUGAAAAUUAUUUGAUUUUUUUUUUCCGUAUACAUGUUCAUUUCGAUACAGGAAAGAUUCCUGGUCUAGGACUAGGAUAUUUUUUACAUCCAUAGAGUAGUCUUGUAUAGACUAACAAGUUUUACAAGGCAAGAUCAUUUCUUUGUA